UGAGUUAUUGUGUAUAUUUUAUUAGUAAAUUCAUUAGGGUAUUUUCAUUUUCUGGAAUUUAACCAUGAUACCCUAUAAAUUGUUGUUUAUACUUUUGUUACUUGUAAAUCACAGUUGUUCUCAGUCUUAUAAUUCAAUCGAAUCAUUCCCCGAAUCAACUUCGAAUGAUAAACAGUUAAGGAAUAAUUAUGUGGAUAACCAAUACAUCAGUCAACAUCAUUCAUCAUCAACAAAUAGUGAUACAUUAACUGCCAAGUUUACCGGCGGAGUGGUUAACUCUCGGUUAACUUUAAAACUUUCUGCCAGUCCAUACAUUAUAGGUGAAAAUAUUCUCAUAGAGAAAAAUGGUGACCUCAUCAUUGAACCAGGGGUUGAAUUAAGGUUCAAUCAUCGUAAAAGUGUAACAGUUUAUGGCUCUAUCCAGGCUAAGGGAACUGAAGAUCAAAAAAUUAUAUUCACACGCAAUGAAAAGAAUCCAGAUUAUUCAUACUCAUCAUAUCAAAGCCAAAAUUCAUCUGUGAUCUCAAGCCUUAGUUCAGUUGCAUGGCCUGAUGUAAGAUUGGUUGAUGGUGAUCUGCCCUCUGAAGGUCGAGUCCAAAUUAAAUAUUCGGGGCGAUGGCACAGUGUCUGUACCAAUUCAAAGAAUUGGACUCUUUCUGAUAUUCAAGUUGUUUGUCGUGAAUUGGGAUUCAAUGGUGGCCAUUGGUAUUCAUGGUUACCUAGGCAUAAUGAUUCUCGUCAACUUAUGUUUGAAUAUCCUGGCUGCACUGGAUCUGAAUCUAGUUUACUUGAUUGCCCAAACUGGGUAAGAGGUCGUCGAAUUGGAAGUGGCAUUUGUGAUUACCAUGCAGAUAUUGGUAUUCGAUGUAAUCGUCAGUUAUACAGUCCACCAUCAUCCCCCUUGAUUCCAGCUUAUUGGUCAGGAUUAAGGUUUAUCCGUUCAUCUUCACGGUCAACUUUACUUUUUAAUGAUCGGGUUCGUCGGGAGAUUUCACGGUCUAUUCUUGAAAAUGUGAUCAUCACUUAUGCUGGAGAAGAUAUUGACGGUGAACCUGUUGCUGCAAUCUAUUCAGUUGGAGUUCCUCCCCAACUAAAUCGAGUUGAAGUCAAAUGGUCUGCAGCUACUGGUCUUAACAUUUCCGAUCCAAUUGAUGGAAUAUCCAUUGUAGAUUCUUCUUUCUCUGACAACCGAGGCUAUGGAAUAUUCAUCAACAGCUCCUUUGGAAGUGUUACUCUUAAAGGUUUAAGAGUAAGAAAUAAUGGUGCUGAUGGUAUUCGUUAUAUUACCCAUGAGUCAAUUGGAGACGGACAAUCAUUUUCAGAAUCUACUGAAUUAGAUGGAUCUCAAGUAUAUCCUUUGAUAUUAACCCAUGGCCAAAGCAAAGAGUCCCGAGUUGAAAAUCCUGCUUGUCGCUAUUUUGAAAUUCCAACUGAUUUGAAAUCCAGAGGAAUUCAAUUAACCGCCCAUUUCCCCUACUUAAUGAGUGAAUCUUAUUGGGGUGACGUCAGGGACUAUCAUUUGAGCCGAGAUGGCUACAUAGAAGUCUAUGAAGGUUAUACACGAACGGUUAUUUCUCGAUUUCAAAUUCGCAACUCAACUCGUCCACCAAGCUUUACCUCUCGCGAAGGUAAACUCAGGAUUUGCUAUGUGCCCGCUGUUUUGAAAAGAUUAACAUUCAGUAUGAUUGUCGUUGCUGACAUGGGUAGAGCUUACGAUUUGAAUGUUACAGAUUGUAAUAUUCAAAAUAACAAUGGUCGAGGUAUUUGGGUUGAAAAUCAAAGAGCAGGAACAGUUGUUAAUCGAACGCAGGUUUCAGGUCAUGAUUAUGUGGCUGGAAUCAACAUUGCCUCUGGAACUGGAGAUGUAAUUAUCAAUCAAACAACCAUUGUUGAUAAUAUUGGUGAUGGAGUUAAUGUCACAUUAGCUGGAGGUUAUAAACACAUUGAUAGAUCAACAAUUUCUCGUAAUUCACUCCGUGGUGCAGCUUUUUGGUUCAAUGAAUCUUCCCAUUAUUUGAUUGUCCCUAAUGAAAAUCAUGUUAGUUAUUCAGUUAUCGCUGAUAACCUGGAGGGUGGUCUUUUAAUGGGUAAUGUUUGUCUUGCUGAAUCUUUUUGGAAUAUAUCAAUGAACUCAUUUGAUGCUAAUUUGGGCGACGCAAUUGUUUACCAGUCAUGUUGGGAUCCUGAUUAUGGAAGACGUGAUGAAAUUUUGAUAACAAACAAUCGAUUCACCCGAGGAGCUCGGCUUGCUAUUAAUAUUGCUCCAGCUUUUCAUUUUCGUGCAAGUUUAAUCGCUCAUAAUUACUUCGAAGGGCAUGCUAAAGGUGUUCUCUACAUUAAUAACUGGAAUUAUGUUUAUGACGAUUAUCGUUAUCGUGAUGUUGAAGCUGUCAUUGAUAUUCGAGAAAAUCAUUUUAUUCGCAACCGAGGUCCAUUUGUGGUCAAUAUUGGUCUUCAAGAAUCUAAUGAAAGACAAAAAUUAAAUUUCGAACGCAACAUUCUCAAAGACAAUGUUAUUCGUGAAAUGUUUGACAGACUCAAUCCUAGAUCACGUGUUGCUGCUGUUGUUGUUAUUUCUUCAAGCAAUUGUAAAGUUAAUUUGAAUAAUCUAAUUAAUCCAGAAUCAACUUAUGAGCUUGGAUCUCAUUUGGAACAUCAUGCAAAAACAAUUGAUGCUACACGGAAUUAUUUUGGACAAAUGAGAGGAGAAUAUCCAUCAAGACAAAUUUAUAAACGUAUUUUUGACCGUAAAAACCGUUACAACAUGGCCAUGAUUAAGUUUCUGCGAUAUAGAACUUCUGAGAAUAUAUUUGAUAAUGAAGACUAUCUAUCUUCAGACAAAGAAAAGGAAAGAGACAAAUACAGUCCAUUUAUUGAAGGUAACAUAAUUGGUGGAGAAAUGGCUGCUGAGAUACUUCAAUUGGAGUCUAAAACAUACAGAGUUUCGGAAGAUAUUCUUGUUAAGCCUGGCUCUCGUUUGAUAAUCACUGAAGACACUGUUCUUUCAUUUGAUCAGUCAAUUGGAAUGAUGAUUCAGGGCCACGUGGAGUUUAAAAGCCAAACCAUGAAUCGAAUCAAAUUUACAUCAUCAGGAACUUUUGGAUCAUCAUCUCAACCAACCAUUACUUCAAGUGUCAAUCAAGUUUGGAAAAGUCCAUCUAUCCCUAGCAAAGUCAACUCAACAAUACCAGUGACAGGAGAUAGAUUCAAAGCUAUUGGCAACCGAUCAGCCCGAGCAACAACUAGUGGUUUUGGUUCAACGAGUGGAAGAGUCCGUCUUAGUAGAGGAGAUUAUGGAUUGUUGGAAGUGCAAAUGGACAAUGGAAGAUGGGGGUCAGUUUGUUCUUAUGGUUUUGAUAUCGUUGACGCUUCAGUUGUUUGUCAACAGCUUGGUUUAGUUGUUAACUCUCGUGACUGGUUAUUGGAAAAGAAUCAAUUUACUUCAUCAUCCAAUUUAGAAUCAUCAGUUGUUUUAAGCAAUGUUCAAUGCACUCCCCUGGACAAUGACAUUUUACGUUGUAAAGCUGAAAAUCGAACACGAGGUGAUUUUGAUAAUUCGUGCCUUUCUGAAGUGGGAAUCAAAUGUUAUCGACCUUCAUGGAGUGGUGUCCGCUUUGGAAUGUCUGCUGAUCAAACUGAAAUCAAACACAUUGAAAUUGAAAAAGCUGGACUCUUUGACUACGCCUCUAACUCAUUCAGACCAGCAUUACAAAUUGAUUUUAAUCGUCACCGUCUAUUUAAUGUAAAAAUCACGGAAAACAAUGAUGCUGGUAUAGGUAUUAUGUGGAAUGACUUUUUUAAUACAAGAGAAUCUUUAGAAAUAUCCAAUUCUGAGAUCCGUAAAAAUGCUUUCCAUGGAAUUAUCUCUCAUUCUCAAGGAUUAGUUUUGGUAAAUUCACAUAUUCAAGAAAAUGCUGGAAGUGCCUAUCACUAUGAACCUAUGGUUAAUAAAUGGGAGCAAAUGGAUCUUAAAUCCUGGAUUGCUCCUCGUGAUCCAAAAUCAAUCAAAACAUUACCUGAAGAUGGAGUCAACUUGACUCUUGAUCCCUCACAAAGUGAUCAUUUGUAUGUCAAAAUAACAUCUAAGCCCGCAAGUCUCUCUAAAUUUUCAUUCAACAUCAAAACUCGAGAAACUUAUGCUAUUGGAAUCAUGGUUUUGAAUCCAAUAUUUGAAGGUUUCACUGACCGAUUGACAAUGUAUAAUAAAAACAACCCAAAAGCACCUGAAUAUGAUUUGAAAGCAAACUUAUCAUCUUUUCCAUUCUGGAUUUACUCGUUUGAAGUGAGCUUUGAUUAUGAUGCUGGACACACCCCAAAAGGCGAUAUCAUUCUUUACUUUGUGACAAAAAAGAUAACCUUUGAGGAUUACUUGGAUUUAGACUUGACUGAGCAGCAAGAAGAAAAGAACCGUAAAAUCAAGACUACAAUUAUUAAAGGUAACUUGUUUCAAGGAAAUCGUCAUGGUUUCUCGGCCAGCCAUUACAAUCGUAAUAUUGGAACAAAUGGUGAUUUCUUUUAUCGCCAUUGCAAUGAAACAUUCAUCUUGAACACAAAUUCUUUCAUCAACAAUACCAAAGAAUCAUUGCUCAUCGAUGCUCCUCUUUAUGAUCCUGGCUUGAGUGCAUUAGCCGAAAUUAAUUAUACUUUGAUAAACAACAAAUUUAUUGGCAAUUCUAAAGGCAUUUAUCAAGAAAGUCGCAAUUAUCGUGGAUCAAACAAUUUGUAUCAUUGGACAGUUAAUGGGUCAAUAUUUGAAAACAAUGCCAAUGGAGGGGUGAUUCUUUAUCUUCCCUAUGUUUGGCAAUAUAAUGAAAACUUUACGCAUUCAAUAUCCGUUCAUAACAAUUCUUUCCGUCGAAAUACAAAUUUCGAGUUCACAAUUGAUGGACAUUUUGCUCGUUUUAACAUGUCUCGAAACAUUUUUCAAGAUAAUAAGUGCAAAGAUGGUCUGUUUACAAUCACUGGUAUGGAAAAAGCAAUGCUUAUAGAGGACAAUGACAUCGUUCAAAACAGUGGGCGUUACAUGGUUGAAUUUAAUGUUGAAAGUCAUGCUGAUAUGUUUGGAAUAGUUCAAGCUUAUUUUAGACGUAAUCGUAUUUUGGAAAAUUCUGAUGAAAGUCGUUUGACUGGAAUUCGCCGUGACCACCAUAACCCCGCUAGUUACUCAAUGGCAUUGAGAGGAGUUCAAUAUAUCAACAUAACUCGUAAUUUGAUACGAAAUGAUGCACUUCUUUUCGAAUUUAUUGCUGGAGUCUUAACUGGUUCUCUUCAAAACCGAAUCAAUGUUGUUGAAAAUUGGUGGGGCACUGCCAACUCAACGCGAAUUAAAGAACGUAUAUUUGAUUUUGAUGACUGGAAUAGCUAUGCUAUUGCCAACUUUAGUCCCAUGUUAACAACCGAAUCAAUUGAUGCUGCACUUGUCAACGCUGAUCUUAGAGAAGCAUUCAUGGAUCUAGAUAGACCUUUUGGGGGAAGAAUUCAUUCCUCUUUAACUUUAACCAAACGUGAUAAGCCUUAUAUAAUUAAUGCUGAUUUAACUGUCCUUCCUGGAGCUAAUUUAACCAUUCAACCUGGCGUUGUUCUUGAAUUUUAUCCAUCCGUUGGUAUUUUAGUUCUUGGAGAUUUAGUUGCUUACGGAACUCGAGAAGAUUGGAUAACAAUGAGACCAUAUUCCAGUCAUUAUAAUGGUAUUGAAUUGAAAGAUGGUCUGGAAAUUGAUGUUAUAAGGGAAAAAAGAUCAAUAUCAAUGGCUCGAAUUUCAGAUCUUUCAGAGGUACGACUUUGUCAUACUGAAGCAUGUGAGGAAUGGAAACAGGGAAAUCGUCAUGACGGUUUUCUUGAGAUCUUCAAUCGUACAACAAUGCAAUGGAUUCCAAUCUGUGAUGAGCGAUUCUCAGAGAGAAACGCUCAGGUAGUUUGUUCUUCUUUGGGCUAUUCACGUCUUAAUGUUCAUCUUCGUAGAGGCCCACGAAUAGAUAUGAGUCCUACUUAUACCUCACGAGUUCGCUAUUGGCCACAUCCUCUCCAAUGUUCUGGCAAAGAAUCUAAAAUUACUGAAUGUGAAAUUAGACUUAAUGGAUAUACCAAUGAAACUCAAGGAUGUCAUCAUGAUGGUAAAUCUUUCGUAUACAUCUUUUGUGGUCCUCUUGAAAAGGAGAAGGAAGAUAAAUAUUGGGGUGGAUUAAGAUUUGCCAUUCCUGAUUUCGAAAAGCCAACUGAUGCAAGUUUCCAACUUCCAACCAGGUCACACCAAGAGCCUAGAUCUAGAUUACAGUAUGUUGAAAUUUUAGGAGCUGGAAUUUUACAUGGUGAACGGAAUGCUGCCAUUCAAAUAAUUCAGCGAGAUGUUGGAUUAGAGUUUGUAACUGUCCGAAAUUCAGCUUAUCAUGGAAUUGAAGCUAUCGCUCCGGAAAAACACCUUAUCUUUCACAAUCUUGAUCUCACAAAUAAUUUAGGCUCAGGUCUUAAUUACUUAUUACUUAACGGAGCUUCUACUGACAUGCCUUUCCUGCCUUACAUCCCGUUGAAAGAGUCAACUUUACCUUACAACGUUUUUAGUUUUGUUGACAUUUGUGAUACAAACAAAAACUUGGUCAUCGAUCAACGUCUCAUACUUUAUUUCAAAUAUGAUUCUCGAGCGGUAGAUUGUGUUAAAAUUAUCCGAUCCUCUGUUAAAUCCAAAAAAGUUGGCUUUCGACUUCUUCAAUUCAAUUUGUUCAACUCAUCCAGUUAUAGUGCAACAACUGAUUUCAUUCGUGUCUAUGAUGGUGAUAUAUUCAAUCAAACAACUAAAUUAAUUGCCGAAAUGGGUGUUAGCAAUGAACAUCGUCGUCAAGCAAGUGAACUUCAAUAUUACAAAUCAUCCGAAGAUUCCCUUUCAGUUCGUAUCCACGCCUCUGGUGCCUCUGGUAUCUAUGGAUUUGUGGCUGAGAUAACUACAAGUCCAAUUUCUUACUUUAUCGGUCGUGGUUUAUUCCAUAACGUUACCAAUUCCCAAAUUUACAACAACAGUUUAGGAGGAAUGAUUUACAAAAGUGUUGGAGAAACAUCACCUUCGGUUUCCAUUUUGCGAAGCUCGUUUGAGUCAAAUUGUUUGUCCAUUUUUGGUAAUUUCACUACUUGUCCGUCCGCUAUCUUCCUUCAUCUCCAAAACACACCUCACUUUUAUUUUCAAAAUAAUUUGAUUAAAAACAAUGAUGGAGGAUUAAGAAUAAGAGUCAAUGCUCAAAAUGCUGCCGCCGCUUUACAUGCCUAUAUUGUUAAUAAUUUGUUUAUUGACAAUCAUAAAAGAGAAGCUUUGUAUAUUCGUGGACCUGAUAGUGGCUCCUAUCAAAUUGUCAUUAUUCGUCGCAAUUACUUUAAUCAUAACUUAUCACCCCACAAGAACAACAUUUAUUUAUCCAAAAUCUUGUUCAAUUUCACUGAGAAUGUUAUGGUACGAAACUAUGGUCGUCAUCAACUGGCUGUAGUUGGUUUUGACAUUUCCUAUUCCCAUCAAACAAUCUAUCGUAAUUGGUUUUACAACAAUUUUGCCAGCCAUUGGGAAGAAAAGAGUACAAUAUUUGCCACUAAUUCCGGUCAAAGAUAUGAUUACAAUUAUUUAGUCAAUCCUGAUAAUAAUUUUGAAAUCGCCACAAUGAACCAAUCCUUGCCCGAUUUAUCGAAAGCACUUGUUGAUGCAAGUUUUAAUUGGUGGGGUUUCAAUGAAACGGCUGCUGUUGCUGGUCGUAUUCGUGAUGCUAAUGACUACCGAGAAUUAUUAUCAGUCAGAUUUGCGCCUUAUUUAACAAGUAAUGCCUCAGUCUUGUCUGGUAUUUGUUCUGGAGGCUGGACUAAGAUUGGUGAUACUUGUUUCCUUUAUUUCGGGGCUCGACUAACUCAUAGUGAGGCCAAACAUUUUUGCGAAUUGCAGAACUCAACUAUGCCAGUAGUUAAAGCACAUUUUGAAGAAUUGACUAAUUAUCUUUACGAAUCAGAAGAAACAUAUCAUCGACGUUUCUAUCCUGUUUGGGUUCAAUCUUUAGGUUUUCUUGAAAAAGGCUGUACCAUUUUAUUGGAUGGUAAAAUACAAAGUUAUCAGUGCAAUGAAAGACUACCUUUCCUCUGUGAACGAGCACCAACCAUAGGAAUUACUUUAUUCUGGUUGGAUGGAUCACCUUUUGGACUUGCAAUCAUAUCAAUUUCAUUGGUCACUGCUAUUUUAACAUUCCUUUGCCUAUUAUGUUGGACAUGUAAAUCACGUGAACGUCAUAAGGAGAAAUUGGAAAGACACAAUUCAAUUCGAGCCUCAAUUAGAUCAAAUAGAUCCUUUUCAUCUUCAGCAUCUUUGAGUGAAAUUGCUUACAAAAGGCAAAUAGAAAAGGCCAUAAUCAUGGCUCGUGAAAAUCAAGAGUCAAUGGGUUCUGGAGCAAUCAUGAGAGCUGGAGCUACCGCGAUUGGAGCCAGUUCAUUCAAAGGAAUUACAAAUCCAAAUAACAUUUCAAAUAAUGAUAGUUAUGAUUCAUUAGCAAAAGACAAUUCACACUUUGUUGGAUCUGAUACUUCAGAUGAGGUUGAAUAUAAUCGUGUUGGUCAGCCUUCUCGUCAAGUGUUCAGAGAAUUGGAAGAUCGAUUUUCAAAAGAUCCACAGCUAGAAAAUGCUAAUGUUGAUUAUCUUUUAAGGCCAACAUUCGAUUUCACAAUUCAAAAUGAAGGCUUCAAAGAAACACCAUCAAUAUCGCGAGCCUCUGCUGAUAUCUCCAAAGAUUAUCCUUACAAUACGGGAGACUCUUCCCCUGUAAAUACUUUGUCAACAAUGGAUACAAAACGAACAGAGGAUGAUGAUGACGAUGAAGAUGAUCACACAGAUCAACAUUCAGAUUCAUCAUCUCCAUCUCUUUCUUAUCCUAGAGGUCAUUCAUCACCUCAUCAUUAUGAGGAAUAUAAGGGCAAAUCACCAACUCCUUCAUCAACAUUACCAGUAACCAAAGGACAAUACAAUCAUCAUCCAAAUCUUCUUAAUAAUAUCUAUCCUUCACAGUCACAUCAUUCCGACUCUCAAAUUAUCAACAAUUCUUCACCUUUCACAAAUAGUUAUAAUCAUCAUGAUUCAACUUCAUCAUUUAACGUCCAUGGACGAAGUGGAACAAUUCCUUCACUAUCUGAUCGUCCCUACUUAGAAACAUGCCUUGAUACAGACAAUAAUUAUGAUUAUUUCCAAUUUUCAUCGACUAAUCGUUACUCACCCACUGCCUCUGUAACAACCGCAUCAACCAACAGAAGCCGUCCACCGUUGGAAACUGCAAUGUGAUUCCUAUUUAAUCGAACAAAACAAAGAAUAUUACUAUAAUUUUAAUUACAAUCGAUUGUUUGUAAAUUAAGCUAUAUGGUCACAAAUUUUCGAUCAAGAGUCAUCCGGUUCUGAAGCUACAAUUGGUGCAAGUUCAUCUUACAAAUUUCCGAUCCACAAAAACAUCCAAUCAAAUGAAGAUCAUUAUUCAUUAACAAUGGAUGAUUUACUUUGUUGAAUUUAUUAAUUUUACAAUUCAAGAUGGAAGGCUUCAAAGAAACAAUGACUCGCGCUUCUGCUGAUCUCUCAAAAGAUUAACUUUAUUAUUCAGGAAUUUUUGUUUCCUGUCAAUACUAUAUCAAAUAUGAUUAAAAAAGAUGAUCGAUUUCCGUCAUCGCUUUCUCUUAUCCUAAACCACCAACUCCUUAAAUAACUUCACCAGUUACCAAAGGACAGUACAAUCAUCAUGCAAAUCUUGACAAUCACCAUUUCCAUUUUUCUCAAUCACAUCAUUCCAAUUCUCAACCAAUUCAUCAUUCCUUACACAAAUUACUAUAUAAAUUUGAUUCCUCUUCAUCACGCACUGUCUAUUGACAAAUGAAAAAUUCCUAUAUCGACUAAUUGUCCCUACUUAGCAACCUGCCUUUAUAUACAGACAAAUAAGAUUAUUUUAAUUUUGCACCAUCGUUUCUCACCCCACUGCCUCUGUGAAAUGAACAAACAGAAUCCGUCCACCGUUGGAAACAACAAUGUAAUUUUAAUAUAAUAGACGAACAAAGAUUUUAAUUUUAUCUUUUUAUGCUGCUUAACUUUGGUAAAAAUGGUCACACAUUCUGGAUCAAGAGUCAACCAAUGCCAUUUUCAAAGCAAAAACACCUUGACCCGGAGAUAGCAUUUGAAGUAAUUCUUUGUUUUAAUACUUUCUCUUGGUUUUCAACCAUUUUGUGCCUUUCACUUUAUUAAUCAUAAGUCAUAUUGUUACCGUCUUGUCAUCAUUUUUUCAUCAACAUCAUCAUCAUCACUGUCUUUGACAUCAAUCAAUUUGAUUCCUGCUGCUUAACUUUUUUUUAAGCAUUUUUGUACACUUACAUUCACAUUUAACUUGAAUAAAAAUGUAAUAAAACUUCAA
Messenger RNA from Tetranychus urticae (two-spotted spider mite), 10397 nucleotides. It is a transcript of the gene bark, whose product is annotated as C-type lectin domain-containing protein bark beetle. The record is from RefSeq and is a predicted model, not a curated record. Gene Ontology annotation, biological process: cell-cell junction maintenance. Gene Ontology annotation, cellular component: membrane. NCBI's taxonomy places the organism in Eukaryota, Metazoa, Arthropoda, Arachnida, Trombidiformes, Tetranychidae.